Messenger RNA from Plasmodium inui San Antonio 1, 1182 nucleotides. RefSeq lists its product as hypothetical. The coding region runs from base 1 to 1182 and encodes 393 amino acids. NCBI's taxonomy places the organism in Eukaryota, Apicomplexa, Aconoidasida, Haemosporida, Plasmodiidae. The transcript is spliced from 4 exons. Gene Ontology annotation, biological process: transcription open complex formation at RNA polymerase II promoter; transcription initiation at RNA polymerase II promoter. Gene Ontology annotation, cellular component: transcription factor TFIIE complex. The record is from RefSeq and is a predicted model, not a curated record.
AUGGAGAAGUCCAAGGAAAUCUUUUACGACAAGGAGAAGAGGUUCUUUCUUCACCUGAUGAUAUAUGUGAGCAGGUUUUUUCUAAACGAUGAGGAGAUCGUCAUCUUUGAUUUGUUUGUCCACAAUGAAUGCCUCUACCUGGAGAAAGACAUAAUUAAUAGCAUCAACAUGAACGAGCAGAAGAUACGAAGCAUUCUCUCCAAACUGCUGAAGGAGAAAUUCAUCAUCCAAGUGCAGAAACUUAAAACUACGGAGAAGGGCUCUUCCUUCCAAUUGUAUUAUUGCCUCAAUAACUACAUCGUUUAUGUAAUCGAUUAUCGAGUUAGGAAGAUGGAGGUUCAGCUGAGGAAGGAUCGAAAUGACAGCGAUCUGUAUGUCUGCAAUUUCUGUAACGCGACUUACUCGCAGCUGGAUGCUCAGCUGCUCCCGCUGGACUCCUACGACGCCCACUUCCUCUGUUUCUGCAAUAAUAAGAUUGAGCUCAUCGAGAGGGACGAAAGCAGAAACGAUCGAAUCUACAGUCGGUACACCAAGUAUCUAAACAUCUUAAAGGAGCACACGGAGAAGCUAAAGAACUACUUCAUUCCCCUGUACACGGAGAAGUUUAGCAGGGUGGUGCCUAACUCUCUUCAAUGUCUCGAUAGGGACAACUCGUCAGACGAAUCCAUGACGAAUAACUCUUCUGAGUUGUCUCUUACGAAUAACUCCUCCCAGGUGUCUCAAAACACCCCCGGAGAGGCGUCCCAACAAAAGAGAGCAAAGAACGAAGAAACACUCACGGACACCUGCAGUAGCGUUAUCCGGUCAGACAAAAAAAUAAAAAUCUGUAUGAAUGUAAAGGGGAAAGCAGGAACGAAUCAAGUGGUAGCCCCGUCCACUGGAGGAAGGACCACUAGCCCUGGGAAGGACGAAGCGGAAGAUAAUAGUGAACGGGAGGGCCACAUCACUGGAAGGACAAAACAUAAGAGUGGUGACCUGGCCCAAGUGCAACAAAGUGCCAGCGAGAUGGUCGUGCUGAAGGGUCCCCAGAAGACCGAUGAGCCGGAAAUGCCCCUGUUCUUUAUAGAAAAAUUCAAUAAGAAAUUUUCGCUCAUUGAUGCCCAGAAACUGCAGCAAGAUAUGACUCAGGACGAAUUCGAACGCUUCAUGGAGUUGCAGGAUGAGUACCUGGACCUGAUUUGA